AUGACAAUUGCAUUAGUUAUUUUGUGGCAUACUAAAUUAAAACCAUUUCGAGAUUAUGCUGUAGUUAUUGAUGCUGGUUCAUCUCAUUCAAAAAUUUUUGUUUAUUCAUGGCCUACAGAUAAAUCAGGCGGACUUGGAACAACAUCACGAAUUAAACAAGUUAAAUCAUGUUCUGUCACUCAUGAACCUAUUACAACAAUUGUAAAUGCAACACAAGAUAAUGUUAAAAACUAUUUUGAUUCAGCUAUGACUACUUGUAUCAGCAGUAUUCCAUCAACACGAAAAAGUCGAGCAUUAAUCUUUCUUGGAGCAACAGCUGGUCUUCGUUUAUUAAAUAUCACAGAUCCAGCAUAUAUUACUCGUUUAUUGAAUAGUACUCGUGCAUAUUUUAGUACUCUUAAACUUCGAUUUCGUGAUCCUAUAAAUCAAGUACGUAUCAUAAGUGGUAGCGAAGAAGGUUUGUCUGGAUGGAUAUCAACAAAUAUUCUACUAAAAGAACUGUUUAAUAAAAGCAAACCAUUAGACACCUUUGGUGUCCUGGAUAUGGGUGGUGCUAGUACUCAAUUAAGUUUUAUAGCUCCUAAGGCAACUAAAGAGCGAUAUCGAAUGAAUCUAUUUGAUAGAAACUAUGAUGUAUAUUCACAUUCAUAUUUAUGUUAUGGGCAAGACCAAGCACGUCUAGUUUAUCAAGGAAAAUUAAUAGAACAAGCUAAUGGAUCUGUGUCUAUACAUGAUCCAUGUUUACAACGUGAUUAUAUUGAAAAUAAGACUUAUAAUGAUAUAUUCAGUACAGCUUGUGCUCAUGGACAAAAUGAAUCUUCUGUAUAUUUUAAUACAUCAUCAAUAUUUUCAUUUAUGUAUGGCAAUUUAAAUUAUAUACGUUAA
Adineta steineri is the source of this 885-nucleotide messenger RNA. The record is from the annotation of a GenBank genome assembly. Lineage: Eukaryota; Metazoa; Rotifera; Eurotatoria; Adinetida; Adinetidae.